AUGGUCACAUAUGGUCAAUUUCAGUCACCUACAACAGCAACUGAAUCGCGGUCUCGCCUUCAAAAAUAUGAUGUUAUAUGCCAGAGCUUGUCGGUUUCUGUGAGCUCCCUGAUUGUGCUUAUGAGAUUUUAUACGAAGCUUUUCAUAAUACGCUCUCCUGGGUGGGAGGAUUACACAUGUCUAGCAGCGUGGCUUGGUCUUAUAGGCUACGCCGUGAUCUCUCUUGAAGCAGAUGCCCAUGGCAGUGGUACUCAUCAGGAGUAUGUAGCAAAAGACGACCUCCGGAGAUAUAAACAGCUGGCGAAUAUAUCGCAGAUAGUAUACGGUCCUCUUAUUUUCCUCGCAAAAUUGUCAAUACUUUUGCUGUAUCUGAAAAUAUUUGCUCCAAUCCGACGGAGCAAAACUUACAUCGCUAUACAUGCUCUUGCAUACCUCAACUUGCUCUACUACACUGCCUACACAAUAAUUGUUAUUGCCGCUUGCAUCCCAAGAACGAAGAUCUGGGACCCUACUACUCCCGGCCAUUGUCUGGAUAUCAAUGCAGUUAUCCUGAGCAACACCAUUAUCAACUCAAUCUCCGACGUAUCCCUCCUCCUUCUGCCCAUCGCGUCUAUCUGGCGCUUACAGCUGAACACGUGGAAAAAGCUAGGCAUCUCAGGCCUGUUUGUAACAGGGUUAUUCGCUUGCUUUGCCAGUAUCAUGCGCUUGGUAAUAGGAGUCCAGAAGAGGAAUACUAAAGACAUGACUUAUGACUGGUUUCCCGAAUUUCUUUGGACAUCCGCAGAAAUUAGUAGUGCCAUUAUUGCUGGUAGCCUUCCAGCAGUGCCUGCAUUCUUCCGCUAUUUUUCUAGGAAACUCUCUAAGGCCAUCAAGAGAAAUAGCCGCCACAACCAGUCAAAUACUUCAGGUUCAGAAGCAGGAAUGAAGCCUUCUAGCCUUGCUGGUGGUCCUGUCGUUCAUGGUAACCUGAUGACAGGUCCAGCUGAUCCCAUACCUGCGAACUCUGGAAGUUAUCAGUAUUCACAGCGAACAACGGGACUCAGUGACAUAAGUAAUGAGGGGCGUGUUCCUGGGCUUGUUAGUGAAGAUAGCGGCGUCCCUGAGCCUUCGACGGCUUACUCCAUUAUUCUUAGAGACAUGGAGACAGACUUGCGACAGUGA
Messenger RNA from Aspergillus tanneri, 1161 nucleotides. RefSeq lists its product as uncharacterized. The transcript has 6 exons. NCBI's taxonomy places the organism in Eukaryota, Fungi, Ascomycota, Eurotiomycetes, Eurotiales, Aspergillaceae. The record is from RefSeq and is a predicted model, not a curated record. The coding region runs from base 1 to 1161 and encodes 386 amino acids.